This is a messenger RNA of Trichoplax adhaerens, 369 nucleotides long. RefSeq lists its product as uncharacterized. Lineage: Eukaryota; Metazoa; Placozoa; Uniplacotomia; Trichoplacea; Trichoplacidae. Gene Ontology annotation, cellular component: nucleus; cytoplasm. Gene Ontology annotation, biological process: tRNA thio-modification; protein urmylation. Gene Ontology annotation, molecular function: protein tag activity. The coding region runs from base 1 to 369 and encodes 122 amino acids. The record is from RefSeq and is a predicted model, not a curated record. The transcript has 5 exons.
AUGGCAUGUUGUGCUAUUAGUGGAAGUAUACAGGCACAGUACAAUUCGAAAGUAAUAUUACUGCCUUUUAACUUCCAAUGUCUCAAUAAUUCUGACAGCUUUUGUGUUAUGCUGUGGUGGCCAUUACAGCAGGCAUUGAAUGUGACCGGCAACGGACAGGCGUACAGAUGGGACAUGAAGAAGCUCAUUAGCUGGAUUAAAGAGAACCUCUUGCAGGAAAGACCUGAACUCUUUGUACAAGGAGAUAGUGUGCGACCUGGUAUUUUAGUAUUAAUUAAUGAAUCAGAUUGGGAAUUACUGGGAGAGUUGGAGUAUCACUUGGAAGAAAAUGAUUGCAUACUAUUUAUUUCAACUCUACAUGGCGGCUGA